Messenger RNA from Penicillium roqueforti, 1644 nucleotides. RefSeq lists its product as uncharacterized. The coding region runs from base 1 to 1644 and encodes 547 amino acids. The record is from RefSeq and is a predicted model, not a curated record. Gene Ontology annotation, cellular component: nucleus. Gene Ontology annotation, molecular function: siRNA binding. Lineage: Eukaryota; Fungi; Ascomycota; Eurotiomycetes; Eurotiales; Aspergillaceae. The transcript has 5 exons. Gene Ontology annotation, biological process: regulatory ncRNA-mediated heterochromatin formation.
AUGAACAGCAUUCCGGAGGACCUCCUCCCCGAUGACAUCGUCUUCCCUGAAGACCUGCUGGAGCUUGGAUUCGUCAUCACCAAAGAUGACAAGAUUCGUUACAUCGACGCCCCGGGCCAGGGCCCUCGUUACAAGAUCAACCGAAGUGACCGCAUAAACCAGGUCCACAUUGAGGCCCUUCACAAAGCGAUUCACAUCAGCAUCAUUGACCGCCUCCUGGGAAUGGGCAUGCAUUUCAUGAAGGUCCCCGAGGGCAGCAGGCAGCAGCUUCCCAUCAUGGUGUCGGGCAAUGUGACCGCUGCACCUCGAAUUGUUGUUUUCUUCGGUGAGAUUGUCGAGGACCUGGGUGUCUUCUCGUACCGUGACGCUUGCGACGACGGUAUCUCUUUCGGUUCGAUCCUGGGCUUUGCAAAGGGUCUGCUCGGUGAGAAUUCUCUAGAUUCGCCGAAUGCUCUUAUUCUUGCUAACGCGGGCCAAACCGUCUGGUACAAUGGAAAUGGUGGCUCGGCGAUGACCACAGACAGUCUUCAUGGCCAACAUCGUGCCUCUGCCGUGCACCGCGAACGUUCACUGGGUGCCCGUAACAUCAUUAGGGGCAACAUUUCCAUUGAUGAUCAUGUCCGGAAUAUCUUUGAGCAAGUCUUGAUGCGCAGUAACUUCCGAGUCGAUGCCAGAAUCGACGUCAUUGGCCUGUCUGAGGGCGGCCAUGCUGCCAUGGCAUACCUGAAGAAUCGAUGGAGUUUCUGGAUGCCCCACAUCUCCUCCCUGUCCUUGAUCAACCCCGAGACGAUUGUUAGCACUGACGCCAACAAGGCAUCCGACCCAAAGGAGAAUGACUUAUUCGGCUGGUUCAUGAAAUACCGUUGCCGUGGCUGGACCAUCUGUGAUCAGCCGAUUGGUACACGUCUGCGCGGUCUUACCCUCCCUCAUGGUUGCAACACGUACUCCUCCGGCGAAGGCACGAAGUCGUCGGGCAUGAUUACUCGUGGUGUGGGACACAUCUUGACCUGGAUGAACAUUAUGCAUUACUCCCCAGCGGCUAUAGAGAGAUUUGAUGUGGUCAAGGGCCAGUAUAAUCCCAACUUCGCAGCUGAGCUCGGAGCAAUGACCUACGGAGACCAGGCACAACUCCCUAGCGGCAAGAUUGAAGUGCACAGCCUGGAUGUUAUGAAACAGAUUAAAGACUUCCUGGCCGGCGUCAAUUUCACCGAGGAAAUGACCACUUUUUUCAAUGACAAGUCGUACUUCAGUGACGAUAGUGACAACGAAAGCGAUAACGACAGUCAGCGUUCGGUCGUUUACGCAGAUAAGGACAAUGGUGCUCCCAACACUCCUCCUGACACUCCUGACGCUCCUGGCGGUUCUGGCGGUUCUGGCGUUUCUGGCACUCUUGACAUGCCUGUUGACAUGCUUCCUGACGCUUCCUCUGGCACUUCCCCUGGCACUUCCUCUGAUGCUUCUGGUGUUCGUGAUGUUCCUUCCACCAUCCCUGGCGGUCCUGACGUUCUUUCUGACUUUCUUGCUGACGCACUUUCAGUUCCGGAAAGUCCAACCUACUAUGACGACGUAAUCGUCGGUAAGACUGGCCCGUUCGACCUCAGUGAUCUGCAGGCCAUCCGAGAGGAGGACGAAGGGCAAGAGUAA